Paramecium sonneborni is the source of this 2520-nucleotide messenger RNA. The record is from the annotation of a GenBank genome assembly. NCBI's taxonomy places the organism in Eukaryota, Ciliophora, Oligohymenophorea, Peniculida, Parameciidae.
AUGUAUUAAUAAAAUUGUUAAGGGAACAGUUAUAAAGAUGAAAUAUUUCUUGAUAAUGAUGAAUUAUUUUAAGAUGAUGAAGAACCAACUAUAUUUGAUAUUGUUUAUAGAGAAGUGGGGUGUAUUUUACUUAAAUACACUAAUCUUAAUCUGAUAACUUGUCCAAAUACACUUUAUUAUAUAACCUUAAAGUUUGAUAAUGAUGAACCCUAAUCAUUUCUUUUUCAACCAAACUAUAUUUUGGUAGAAUAAUUAGCAGUUAAUCCAGCUUUAAAAGAGAUUGCUGAUUAACUUCAAAUAGAAGAUUUAAUCAAUCAUAAUUAAAAUGAUUCUGAAUAUUUUUAAGACUACUACUAACAUUUAAUAGAAGAAAUAUUUAAAUCUCAUUUAAAUUAAACUUAAGAAAUAUUUUUACGAUAAGUUGAGCUACUUGAAGAAGAAAGAAAAAAACCUUAAAUCGAUUAAGAACUUUAAUUGAUAUUUUAAAAUAAAUAGUUUUAAUUUCCAUCUAAAUUAGAAUUUAAAAAUGCUGAAUUACCUUAAAAUAUAAUUAAAUAUAAAUUGUUUGAAUUACUUAGAUAAUUAUAAUUUAACUAUUUGAAUUCUAAAAUUAAAGAAAAUAAAUCCAUAAAAUUAGAAUGUUCAGAUACUUCAUAACUAUUUUCAGGAUAAAAAACUCAAUCAGAAAGUGUUGAUAUAAAACCAUAGAUUUAACCAUUAAUAAUAAGUUCUUUAAAUAAAGAGAAAAUUAAAAUUAUUUUAAACUGGUUAAUUUAAUAAAAGAUUGCUAUUCCUGAAAUUAUACUUUGUGCUGAAUUGAAGAAUAGGGGUAAUGGAAUGAAUUUAACAUUUAAUCCUAAUUAAUAGAUAUUGAAUGUAUGUGCAUUUUAUUAUGAUUCAUUUUGUGAAGCUAAUCAAAAUUAAUUAGAAACUAAAAAUAUUAAGGAAGAGAAUAUUGAAGAAGCAAAAAUUACAAAGAAAUCUCAUAUCGGAAAAAUAAAGACUAAAAUUACUGAAUAUUAUUUAUUGAAUAAAAUGAUAGAUUUAGUUGUUCAAUAAAAAGAAUCUCUAAAAGCAAAAAUAAUUUAAUAGGUGAAAUAUUCUUAGUUAAUAAAUUAGAUUAAAAAACUAUCAAGGGUUUCAGAUGCUGAUGCUCAUUUUAGAAUAGUGAAAUAAUUUAUUCAAAAAUUGGAAGCAAUAAUUCUUAUAUAUGAUUCAAGUCAAAAAGAUAUACCAAAGGAAUUCAAAAAUUAAGUUGAAAAAAAAAAUUAACUUUCUUAAGAUAACCAAAGUGAAAUUGAUGAUGAUGAUUAAAAUAAACCUAUAAAAUCUUAAAAAAGAUAUUAUAGAUUACUUAAAUAAGUUGUAAAAUUAAUAUUGAUAGAAUCAAUUGAAUAAUAAAUACCAAUUCCUGAAAUUAUGACUUGUUUAUGGUUUAAAAAACAUAAGGAAAAAAUAGUAGAAGGUUAAUUAAUCAAUUAAAAUUCUGUUCAAAUAUUACCUUCUAAAUAGAGAUUGAUUCCAUUUUUAUAAAAUGAUGAACGAUUGAAAAUUAAAUAAUAAUAAGUUAAAUUGUAAAAUCUUUUAGAAUUACCUGAUACAGCCAUCUAGGAAUUACAAGAUUUUGAAAAUUUUCUAUCCUAAUUUAAUAUUGAUAUGAUAUAUGUGAGAGAUGUAAUACUUAUUGAAAAAAUACUUAUUAUCGUUAAUGAUAAGAAAGAAAGCAUCCAACAUCAAUUAAUUUAAGUUAUGAGUGAGUAUUAAAAAAUAUAGAAAGUUAAAGAUUAAUUGAAAGAGAAAUUAAUAUUGCUUCCUAAAUUAAGAACAAAUAAAACCUAAAUUAAUGAUGAACCUGUUUUAGAAAAUAUUAUAAACAUAAUAGAUAAUUUAUAAUUAUAUAUUGGUUAAAUUUAAAAGAGUUAGCCAUGCAUAAUAGCUAAGUAAAUAAUUAGUUGUCCAAAAAAAUUAUAAUUAACUGCAGAAAAUUAAUAAAAUUAAUAAUUUGAAAAAUUAGAUAAAGAAGGAUUGAAAUUAUUUAUAUUAUCUGGAUUAAUCACUUUAAUUGAUAAUGAUAUACCUUUACCUGAAUUAAUAUUAUAUUUAGGAAUAAAAAAUAAAACGUAAAAAUUCAGCCUUUAAAUUAAUAAGAACUAAAGAUUAUAGGAAUAUGUAAAGACAUAAAUGCAAAUUCAUAAACUAUCUAUAACUGAUUAAGUAGAAAGUAGAUUACUAAUUAAAAAAAUAAAGAUUUAAGAAGGAGAAAACAUCCCAUUAAUUUCUAGUAAAGAGUAAGUAUCAGAACCUUAAUUAAUUAUAAGAGCUUUGAAACUAAUUUCUAAUUCUGAGAUGACAAUAUAGUUAUCAGAAAUAUGGUAGAAACCUUCAGUGUUAAAUUUAAAAAAUCAGGUUUAUAAAAAUUGCUUGAAGAAAAAUAAAAAUGAUACUACAAUAGGAUAAAUAAAAAAUUUAUUUUAUAAAAUUGAUAUUAAAUAUGAAUUAUUGAAUAAUAAUUAAUAAUGA